Molecule: messenger RNA, 741 nt
Organism: Micropterus salmoides (largemouth bass)
Lineage: Eukaryota; Metazoa; Chordata; Actinopteri; Centrarchiformes; Centrarchidae
Gene: insb
Product: preproinsulin b
Exons: 3
Coding region: 295-630 (111 amino acids)
Cellular component (GO): extracellular region
Molecular function (GO): hormone activity
Source: RefSeq, a predicted model, not a curated record
GGUAUCGCACUAGGUAACUGCCUUCUCAACUACGUCCCAACUGUGCAGUUCACACUAAGUUAAAUGACUUAGUGCUACUCAAGAGAAGAUCAGCAUGCUUACAGGUCAGGUGUGUUAAUGAGAGGACCCGUUUUCCGCUGAGGCUGAGAAAGGCCAGGUGCAGGUGGGGAGUUAUAAGGGCCAAAGGUAGCCAUGUGGAGAUGUUCUCUGAACAGUCCUAAAGGCCUAGGUCCUUUUCAUCUACUACAAGCUGCUCUGCUGCACUGAGGCCUCAAACACAGAGGUCUCCCUCCUAUGGCCAGGGUACCAUGGGCAGCGUCCAUCCUGUUACUGCUGGUGCUCCACUCUCCUGGGGUGACCUCGGCUCCCACCCAGCACCUGUGUGGCUCCCACCUGGUGGACGCCCUCUACUUCGUAUGUGGAGAACGGGGCUUUUUCUACAGUUCAAACCGACCCCACAAGCGGGAUCUCGAACAUCUGCUUGGGAUCCUGUCCAAAAGGGCCAGACAGGAGCAGCGGCUGUGGAGGGCUCUGUCUGGCCACGAAGAGCCCAAGGUGAAGAGAGGCAUCGUGGAGCAGUGCUGCCAUAAGCCAUGCAGCAUUUACCACCUGGAGGGAUACUGCGACUGACUCUCCCCAACUAGCACCGUUCAUAGCGAGUAAAAAGUCAAUUUCUGGCCCAAUGCUUACUGGCUAUGUCUUAUCAACUGAAGGAAAUAAAGCUUCAUGACCUAUAACCCA